Molecule: messenger RNA, 5651 nt
Organism: Lytechinus pictus (painted urchin)
Lineage: Eukaryota; Metazoa; Echinodermata; Echinoidea; Temnopleuroida; Toxopneustidae
Exons: 5
Coding region: 67-2034 (655 amino acids)
Biological process (GO): signal transduction
Source: RefSeq, a predicted model, not a curated record
UCUCUGGAAGCUUGAGUGUGCCAAACAAAAAAAACUCAACCAGGAAGUGCCAUCUACAGCUGCACCAUGGGCACUGUGAUGAGUAGUCAGAAGAAGGGUCGGAAGGUGAGAGGCGUGGAUCAGAUAGAUAUGCCAGCAGAGUUGGAGAAAACAGCACCAGAUAGAGGGAAGACGGACCUAGAGGAGGAUCUUGCUUCUGCAGCAAAAGAGAAGUUUGAGAGGUGGAUGCAGGAGACUUCUGAAAAUAUGGAGUAUCUGCAGAGCAGCGAUGACUACGCUACAGAGGACUGCUUCAAGAUCUAUGAUAACCUUCGAAAGGCCAGUACCCUGAAACCAAAGUCUAAUCGAGUCUUGCUGGCAGAUCAUCUACUCUCUUUAGGAUUUGUGGAGAUAUUUCCCAGGAUGUGGAAUGACCUUAAUAGUUAUCAGAUGUAUAUUGAUGAACCUGUUACCAAAGCCAAACAAGCACUCACCAAUCUCAAGAGAAUGCUGGGGAGUUAUUGGAACUUUACAGAUUGUUCAGAUAAAGUCUGUACUGAAUUUGGUAAAUUGAAAUGCUUAGACUUAUUAAUUGAAGGGCUAAAGGAUCCUGAAUUGAGUGUUGAUCGUUUGAACGAUGAUGGAAAACGUUAUGUCGUUAAAGGAAUUCUGGGAAUCUUGCAUAACUGUUGUAGGAGAAAGUUCAAGAACUGUGCUCGUUGUUAUGGUGCCAUAGAAAACCUGCAGGAGUUAUCAACAUCAUCAUACCUUAUUGUUCGGGCAAAGGCUUUCAUAAUUCUUGCAUACGUUGCCAAGAAAUCCGAAGUAGAGAAGCUGCAAACGAACGAUGCAUGCAUGAAAUUCAUGCUGAAGAUGAUCGAAGAGGCUCUGACGUACAAGAAUCAUGUGACCAAAAAGUAUGGCUUCAGUGCCUGUGAAACCCUACAGGGCUUGAAUCAGUUAGCAAUCAAUGACGAGAACAAGAAAUUGAUUGUUGAGCUUGAUGGGUUGACAUUGAUUGGCAAGAUGCUGGCAGAGAAAUGCACAGAUGAAGAGAAAGAGACUGCAGCUGCUGCUAUUUGGCAACUGGCUUUUGUGGAUGAGAACAAGGAAAAGAUAAGACAGGAUCAGCAGAUAAUUAAGUCUCUAAUGUUCUUGAAGAACAGUGAGAACGCAGCCAUCAGGGAUGCAUGUACUGGUGCAUUAUGGGAGAUUUACGACACUAAGGUUCCUCUUGGUGUACACAAUGACAAAUCUGAGAGAUCCUUGUCAUCCUCUACCAUUUCCAUCAGUAGUGAGUCUCCACACAUCAUGAUCAGCUACCAAUGGGACAGUCAGCAGAGAAUGAUAGAAGUCAGGGAUCUACUACAAAAAGCUGGAUUCAACGUAUGGAUGGAUAUUGAUAAGAUGGCUGGAGACAUCUUGGGUGCGAUGGCUCAAGCCGUGGAGAGGUCUGCUCUUGUUCUGGUGUGUAUGACUCAGAAGUAUUUUGAGAGUCAUAAUGGGCGCACAGAAGCGACCUACGCCUACAAACUGAAGAAGCCCAUCAUUCCUCUGCAGUUGGAAGAAGGUUACGAGGGAGAAGGCUGGCUUGGUGCUUUGGUGGGGACCCUUCUGUAUUACAAGAUGUAUUCCAAUGAGGUCAUCCCAGGAUCAUUCCCGGCACUCAUCAAGGAGAUAGGAGACAGAGGGAAGGUGCCCAAGAAAGUAUCAGUCAGGCAAAAUGGAAUAGAACCGCAGAAAUCCAUGAUCACCACAUCACCUCCACCCCGCCCAGAGGCUCCUGUUCUUCCUGCCAAGUCUUACAGCAAGGGCUCUAUGAGUAGCAUCAUCUCCAAGUGGAGCAAGGAACAGGUCGGAGUGUGGCUGGAGUCCAACAACAUCCACAGACUGCAUUCUACCCUCAACAAUCUGAAUGGAGAACAGCUGGUCCAGAUGCGCAAACAGCUUGCCAGGGCUCCAGAGUUCUUUCAUAAGAACCUGAAGGAAGAGCUCAAGCUUGGGUUCAUCUCCAUCUUGUCUCUGACAGCUGCUCUUGAUAAACUGGCAAUCUGAAGAGGUGCUAGAUUCAAGAAUUGUAAGGUACCAAUAUGGUUUCAAUGAAGCGGAAAGAGUGGAGUCCACAGGGUAGGAACUUGCCGGUGGUCUUUGCUGAUGUGGACAGCGAGGCUGAUCGUAUCAAAAUUUCACCAAUACGGAAGCAAUGAGUUGGAUGUCAAGUUUAAGAGGGAGUGAAUUGGUUUCCAUGAAGCUAUGAUUGGACCAACAGUAAAGUGUGGUCACUUAAACCUGGUAGGAUUUGUAAGUUGGUUUUGUCAGUAUAGCCAGGAGGACUGGCCCUAUCAAAGUGUGGCAACAAAUGAUCUUACCAGCAAUCAGACUACUGUAUGGUCAUUUUGGAAAGAUUAGGAUAUCCAGGGAUUCUUGCCAUCAAAGUUUCAGUGUCCAAAUUGAGAGCACUUGAAGAGGGUCAUGCAAGGUUUUGGUAGGGACUGCUUUUGUGUCAGUAAAGCAGCAGUUGUACCAGUCAAUGUAUGGUAAUAUUUAGAGACUUGGAUUUGAUGUAGAUUGUUGCUUUGAGGUUGAAACAGGAUGGUCCGACCAAGGCAUGAAAUAUUGUGAGGGGUAUAAACAAGUAUAUUCUUGUUGAUAUAAAAAAGGUACAUAUAUUGCAUAAAAGUGUGUGUUAAAGUGAGAGGGGUUAGAACUCACUGUUUACUCUUCAAGCAAACCUUGAUCAGGUAGCCAAUUUGAUAUUGGAUUGAAGAUUCAGGCCAAUCUUCAAAAUGCUUUUACAAGUAUAUGUAAAAAUAAGAUGAUUUGGAGUUGGUGAAGAUGAAUGUGCAAUAGAUGAAAUACAUGCAUUAACUUGACUGUUCAAAAUGUUUAGUGUUCACUAUAUCUAUCAUUUUUUGUGAGACUCUUAAAAUGUGUGUCAUAUGGAUCACGUAAUGUCAACCACACCCGAUUACUUCCUGUUCUUGUGAUAUCAGUUUGAUUGAUAGGAACCUAUGAACCAUGCUUCAAUGAAUUGGCUGAAAUAUAAAUGAAAAAUGUCCAUGAUAUUCUGAGAUAUGGAAUGACUGGAGCCAUGUUCACACCAGUGAAGUUGGCAGAGUAUGUUAUUAGUCACUGAGGUUUACCAAGUUCUGGCCCUCAUGAUGAGGUACAUAUUCUCCAGGUCAUCAACAUCAAUAUCUGAUUCCAUCCCAAGGCCAUGCAUUAUAUCAUAAUACUUGUGCAAUUAAUGAAAAAGUAUGGCAAUUUUUAGGUCUGUGUUCAUGCAUUCAUGAUUUUAAUACCCAAUUAAAGUACCUUUUUACUUUGAAAACUCAUAGGAUCAUGUAUAGAUGCUGUGACGAGAACAUUAUUUUGAUUGCAAGCCAAUAUAGAAUUUGAAAGUGAAUUUAAUGAUUUCAUGCUACAGAAAAUCAUGUAUAUAUUCUUCUGACUGUAAAAUACAGUGCAUUAUCAUUUAUACCAAUUAUUAAGAACACAUACAAUUAUGCAAUGAACCAAAUAUAUAUAUGAGAUUGAAGGCUCGAGUUUCUAAUUUGAUACACAACCGGAAGAGUUCUAUUCUAUGCCUAUAUUUAGAAUUUCUGUAUGUGUAGCAGGUUUGCAAUUCUUUGAUUGACUUCAAAAAGAGGUAGAUGCAAUUUUCAUUUCUUUAUGAAGGAAAUAUGAAAACCAAUUGCAGAAUAUUUAAUAGCAUUUUAUCAAAGAAUGUAUACCAGAUGCAAUCAUGUAGUGAGCUGUGUCCAAUGUCUUUCUCUGAUAUGAAUUGAAUUGAAUGUGCAAUCAAACAUACAAAUCAACUGUAUGAUGAGUCGGUAAAGCUUCGUCUUACAGGCUCAAACCUCAUUGACUUUGGAGAAAGGAAUCUGUAUUAUGACCUUUUCAAGCUUGUUUUCAUGAACAUUUUCCUAUCACUUUUCACUGUUUAAAACCCUCUCAUAGGUAUGGAAAAUGCAAUUUCUUUUCUAUAUUUGAGCAAAACCAUCCCAUUUUCAGCAAGAAAUAUUAUUAUUACAAAAAUAUUUAUUUAUCUUUAGAUAACCUAUGAUCUGUUAUUUACUUUUCAUAUAAAAAUUUUCACACAGAGGUCUUAUCCUUAUGGUAUGAUUUUUAAAAGAAAUUCUCUGCGAUUAAUUAUGAAUUCAGAUUUUAAGUAGAAUUUACUUUUGAAGUGCUGGUACAUAUAUUACAUUUGGAUGGUAGAAUGAAAGUAGAGAAACCAAUUAUCAACAAGCCUUGUUGAUAUUUGCAAUGGACUUUAUAAUAUCUUGAUAUGAAACGUACUGUACAUAACAGGGCUCUGCCAGGGUUGCGUUCUGCCUCUUAGGCGGUCUCACAGAACCCAGUUCUGAUUUUCUACUCCUUCACCCUCUUCCAUCAUAUCAUUGGGACCCAUUUGCAUGGAAUCUCCUGUGAUAUCAAUUUCUUUUGUCUUCACUUUCCACUAGCAUCUCUGCUAUGUUGGUCGAGCAUUUUUUUCUCUGUUGCUUCCUUUGUUCUUUCUCGUCCAGCUCCUCCUGCCAGUAUCCUGAGGCCAGGUCCAGAGUGGAAAACCAUCUUGCGCCUCUAAAUGUAUCAAGCGAGUCAUUGAUAAGAGGGAUGACUUAUCUGGCAAUGCAAAAUCUCUCUGACCCCUCUUUUUUCUUCACAAGUACAACAUUUAAUGACCAAGGACUAUCAGAACGCUCUGUGCUGUCAUUGGCAAGCAUACCCUGGAUCGGACCGUCGAUCUCUUCUUGCUCCUUUGGUGGAAAUCUAUGGUACCUCCUUACUCCUUUUGGAGAGAUCUGUGUGAUGUUCAGGGACUGCAUGAUUAACAUCUGAUGGUAGAGCAUUGUCUGCCGAUUCCUCUAAAUAUGCCUUCCUAAUUGGCGAGAGAUGGCCUACCAGGGUACCUCUGUGUGGCCGCAAGUGCGUAUCCUACAUGACUUGGUUCCUGAGUUGAAAACUCAGAUGGGUACGGUUGUUUCUUUAGUCUCUACUACUACACGUGUAACCAAAAUCCCCUUGCAUAGCAGUUCACCAUUGUCCGAUGGUUUUAUGAUGGCGGGACCUGACCCAGUUGAUACCCCGGUAGUGUGAUAUGGAAGCACAGCUUUCUGACCAGGUGGUACCCUGGCACUUGUCCCCACUAUGACCCUGGAACAAAAUGCUACCCCUUGGCCAUCCGUGAGCACAUAUAAGCUAUACCUCAGGUGUGUAGGCUAAUUCGUAGGAUAACGUGUAGGCUAUCUGUAUAGGCUAUAUAACUAUGUCGCUAGGCUAUCUGUAUAGGCUAUAUAACUAUGUCGCUAUGCACAGGCUCUAGUAAUUGUGUGCAUAGGCUUGUCUCUUGUGUAUAGGCUAAUUCAUAGGCCAACUCGUACUAGGCUGAAGUUUAGCCUGAAGGCUAUGUUGCUAUACACCGGCUCUAACAAUAGAAUAUAUAUCAACUAUAAUUUAAAAAAAAAUCAAGGCCCGGCCUUCUACCGGCCAUGAGGUAGUUAUGUUACAAUACCUUGAAUUUUCAUUAUAUUUGAUUUACAUUCUAAAAUCUAGAUUUUAGUCUUAUUCUUAUAGUAGAUGCCUGUAAAGGCAUACUUAGUCAAUUAUAUGCAAUGAUAGAAAUCAUCAAUUGAGUAUAUCUCUACAUGAUUGUUACUCAUACCAGAGAA